AUGGCACCGCGACUGGCCUUCAUGGACCUUUCGGUCGAUAUCAAGACGUUGAUUGUCCAGCAUAUCAACCGCCCAACCGACCUCAAGAACGUCUGCCUCACCUGCAAGCAACUCCACGAGAUCGCCGUUCGUCAACUCUACUACGAAGUGACCCUCGAUGUUGGUUCAUCCCACGAUACCCGCCUCGCAGCCUUCCUCAACCCUAAGAACAUUGGCCUACAACAUGUCCGGAAACUGGACCUCUACCUCGCGGACGUCCUAGAUAAAUGCAAUCAGCAGCAACAAGCCAACUUUGCUAUCCGCAUGAUCUUGGAACUGCUUCCGGAGAACCAGCUAGAGAAGUUUUCGUGGCAUCCGUGGUCUCCGUUUUCGGGUGACAACCUGGUGUUACUGUACAGGAAACAGAAACGCAUGCGAUGGCUAGAGAGCAUCUCGCUCGACCGCAAUGUUCUUCCCGAACUCCAGAAGCUGCCGAACAUUGAGGGGUGCUUCAAGGAAGUACGCAAGCUUGGAUUGUACCCGGAUUCACGGGAGGUGCUAGACUUUUGUCACUUCUUGCUGAAGAAUGUGGCUGGUCGCAAACUGGAGAAGAUUACGCUGCAUGCGAGCUUCGAUGAGAUGGAUCCGACUGUCACGACGCGCGAAUUAAAUGAUACUGUCAAUGAGCCUGGACUCAUAACCUCGACCAUGUUCAGCCACAUGCAGCCGUUCGCGAAGUGCACUCCAAUUGCACUUAACGAGAUCACGCUACAGAAGCUACAUUUGCGCUACGCAGCAGAGACGUACUGCAAGUUGAUUGACUUCCAGUCCAUCAAGAGCAUCCGCAUCUUUGGCUGCUCCGGUGCUGACGCUCUCUUCGCCGAACUCAGCAAGAGCACAAAGCUCCCUGAUAAGCUAGAAACCCUCGAGUUCAAACAUGACGAUAACGCCGAGAAUGACGGUCUAGGGGCUAUCGACGGAUUCCUUUGCCUCGUCUCAGGCAUCAAGACCCUCACCCUCGACCUCACGUACGUCAAAGCGCUACCGGCCGCCGCAGGUAUCGUGCGCCACAGCAAGACACUAAAGAGCCUCAACGUCCACGCGAGCACCGGCCCAGACAUGUGCGACGAAGAACUCAUCUACGACUACGCCUCGUUUUCUUCCAUUUGCAAAGAAUGCACUCUCCUCGAACAAAUUUCCGUCGCCUUCCCCAGCGUCAGCGUCAUCCGCAGUAAAAACGAUAGCUUUGUCAACUUUGAGAACUGUUUGGGUGAUCUACCACAAUUAGCAACUUUGAACAUCACUACCUGGCCUACCAACAGUCCUUCAUCAACUAAGCUGCCACGCAAGAUUUACGAACAUUUGCUUGCUGGUUUGGCACAGCAGGGGUUUGAGAGAAGCGCAAGUAAUGCGAAGGAGAAGAGCAGGAGUAGUAAGUUGGGCAUUAUUGCGUUUGGGUCAAGUGAUAAGGUUUAUGAUCGGGAGGAUAGUGAAAACCAGAUCAACGGCCAGGACCCGCAUAAUUACACGCCCUUGUAUCCCAACGGGCAGGUUCUGGACGGUCAGGCACCACCGCGCAUCGGUUACCCGCAAGAAGCCGCCUACCCGAAGCUCGAGAAUAUCAACGAGGUGCUCCAGGCGCAGCAGGCUCUCCAAGCGAAUCAUGUCCUGAAUCCUCCGCUGCCCCAACAAUCAAAGCCGAACCGCCUGCGCAAAGCCUGCGAUUCAUGCAGCAUACGCAAGGUCAAGUGCGAUGAAUCGGGGCCGCCGUGUAGAGCUUGCCUAGCUCUAGAAAUCCCGUGUACUUUUGAGCGCCCGAGCCGACGACGCGGUCCGCCUAACAGACAUGCCGAAGCGAUCAAGAAGCGAAGGAUUGGCGAUGUAGACUCUGGCUCGUCGAAUCCGCAGUCUCCCACCAAUGCCGCCCAUGCGCUGGCCCAGCUGCAGUCGUCGCAUCCGACCCAGCUCUCUGCCGAAGAGAUAUGCGCCCUCCCUACACUCAACGCCCUCAUCGACGAUUUCUUCACAUACAUACACCCACUAUGUCCCUUUCCUCACGAGCCGUCGUUUCGCGAAGCGUGGGGCCAGAGGGAGGACUUGUCGAAUUCCUCGUUCCUGGCGCUGCUGGCGUCCAUGAUCGCGGUCCUGGUCGCUUCCUUCCCUCGAAAACCACGCCUGCACCUCAAUACACAGACGCGACGCGAAUACCCAAACCAUCUCUCCUUGGUCGACAAGUGUAGAGAUGUGUGUGCGCGGGCGCGCGGGCCGGGCUAUCUUGAUCGGCCGUCUUUGAAUGUAUACGACGCGUGUACCAGCUACUUCCUAGGCUUGACUGGAGCCUACGUAUUCCAGUGGCGGCAACUACGACUUUAUUUGGCUGAGUGCCUAACUAUCAUACGGUCAUUGGGUCUCCAUAAACACGAGGCUCAGGGUUAUACCUAUCUUGGUGGCAUGCCGCAUGCGUGGGGCUCGAAUGGACCCAACUACGAUGGCUCGAGAGAGUUCAAAGUAGACUAUAUCACCGAGGAGAUUGGCCGACGUGUGUUCUGGACGGUGUUCGUGGGCGUGCGAACCAUACAACAACUAGGCGCUUCGUUCGGGGAGUUGAUGAUUCCGCCCGCGACACCUACCGAGCCCCUCCCACCACUGCCCCGCGAAGUCGACGACGUACACAUCUUCCCAAACGAGAUUCAACCACAGCGCGAAGGAGUCGUCUCCAUGAUCACUGGUUUCAACGUCAACGUGCGCAUAUACCUCUCCUACUCAUCGCUAGCAACGGCGGAGAUGGCAUUCGGCAUAGACGAGAUAUUCGACUGGGACCGACAACAACAAAUCUUCGCACAGAGCUUGCAGCGCUGCCGGCAGAUUCUAGAGAGCCUCCCCGAAGUCCUCAAAGUGCAACCAAAAUCCAGCAAAGACAGCGGUCUCGAACAACAAAAACCCUACUACCCACCCAUGCCAGAGUACUCCGGAAUGCGAGAUCCCACCUUGGACAGUUAUCGAAAGACAGAUAGCCACGACAUGCGACGCUACGAAAUUCAGAAAGCAAAUAUAUACGCCAGCCACCUGUCUACUCGCUCACACCUCGUGGAAAAGUACUUUCUCCAACUAGACAAGUACGAAAGAUCGGUAGGCCAGGCUCCUGCACAACCCAGCACCAACGCUCUCGCGGCAGGAAUCGACAGGUUUGUAUCCGGAACUACCACCGACGCGGAAGUCCUCGAAAAAGCAAUGUCAGAAGAACGCGAACAAGUGGUCAAAGACCUCCUGGUAGUACUGGGCAGCAUUGACAUGGUCAACAUGGAGCCAAACGGCGACUCCUUUGUAAGUCUAUACGUUUACUUGCAGAAUUCAGAUUUCCUGUAUCAACCUUCAGACGACAAUGAGUUCAUUCUCUCCAUGUCAACCCACGACUUCUUUCGCAGAAACACAAUCAGUCCGAUCGCAAGCUUACGGUUCUUCCCUGCGCAGACUCAGAAGAUACGCAGUAUUGCCAGUACCCUCUUGGAAGUCCCCAAAGAGCGGCGUGGCAGCGUUGCACUGCAGCACCAAGACUACCUUUACAAGUUCCUCGAUAUAUUGAGUAAAUUGGAGAGGGUGAGUCCGGAGGGGAGUGAGCCGAAUGGUGGAGGCGCGUUGGACGAAGAGAGUGAGUUGAGACUAUGGGCGGACUUGAGGGACCAUCAGUUGAGGUUUCAGGAACAAGGGGGCGUUUAUGGGUUUUCGUAA
Molecule: messenger RNA, 3708 nt
Organism: Alternaria burnsii
Lineage: Eukaryota; Fungi; Ascomycota; Dothideomycetes; Pleosporales; Pleosporaceae
Exons: 5
Coding region: 1-3708 (1235 amino acids)
Biological process (GO): DNA-templated transcription; regulation of DNA-templated transcription
Molecular function (GO): DNA-binding transcription factor activity, RNA polymerase II-specific; DNA binding; zinc ion binding
Source: RefSeq, a predicted model, not a curated record